AAAGAGCGCGGUACGCAGUGUGGGUGACUAGAAAGAGCCGGUUGACUAAGCGCUUAAAGCGGAGACGGAAAUAGAGGGAAGCCAUGAGCAGACUCGCUCGGAUUUCGGCUUGAUCAGUUGUCUCGCGGCGCGGAACCGGUCAUCUUCGCAGCAGCCGCGCGCGAGCUCUCGCUCCUUUUUCUUUCGUUUCUUCCUCCUCCGCGGCGGCUCAUCCUCUUAUGCGCAAUCUGCACUCGGAGCUUCGUCGAUCGAGAGAGAGAGAGAGAGAGAGAGAGAGUCUCGGUGCGCGUGUGUACGUGUGACUGGUCUGGUGGUCUGGUGAAUUCCAGCGGCGAUUGUUUGGCAUUCCCGCGGGUAAUCGCGCGCCUCAGUGACGCAGGCGCCGCCGUAAUACGCGUCGGUAUAGGUGAGCGACGAGGCGACGACUGCAGAGAGGCGGCGGAUUUCCUCUCCCGUGGUAUAUAGCGAAAUGCGCGCUUAGCAGGGCCGGCCAGUGUCUGCGCUGCGGUGCGCGCGAGUUGUGUGUAUUUUUCUUUGGCCGCGGCGGCCGAUGCCGCCGAUGUGGGAAGUGCGACGAGAGGAGAAGAGAAAUGCCCGUCAGCUAGUCGAGCUUCGAGAGCCGCUUGACCCGCUCGCUUCCUUCCUGAUACUCUUCGCAGUGACUAUUCACUCUGUGCAGUGCAUUGGUUUAGUCGAUUUCUGCUGAUCGGUCGAAGACUGACAGACCUAGGAAUUCGUAAGAGCCACGAUGAACGUGUCCUACUCGCAGAAGAUGAUGCGCCAGAUCUCCGAGAUCUCCUACGUCGGGAGUUUCAAAUUAAUCAGAAUGGCCACAGGACGUGACGGUGAGGCAGCAAUAACGAUACCAUUGCAGUACAAUGACGCUCAUUGGAAAGCCAUUUUUGAGAAGUAUGACUCAGAUGGUGAUGGCAAAAUUUCAUACCAUGAGUUGAAGGCAAUGAUACGAGGUUCAUCUUCCUAUACAAAUGAUAUUCCAAGCCGUGUAGUCCGGAUGAUCAUGCACAAAGCUGAUUUAGAUGACUCAGGCUAUCUGGAAUAUCCAGAGUUUAUUGCAAUGAUUCACAGAAAAGACAUGCAAGGUGUGUUUGGACAUUUUGUGCAACGAUAUGUACACUCAAUGGUACCAUGCCGUCCAUGUGCCACUGCAUCAUUGCAGAUGACAAGAUCCGGUGAUUUUCCUGAUGGUCUCUACGAAGAAGAAUACAGCUGUAACCCUCCAGCACUUGCCAUGAUAAUAAUUUCUGUACUAGAAAUUAUACUCUUUUUGUAUGACACAAUCGCUCACAAUGCGGUGGCAGUUGAAGGACCUAUGGCAACGCUCUUCAUUUACAAUCCUCAGAAAAGAUAUCAGGCCUGGAGGUAUCUUACAUACAUGUUUGUACAUGUUGGUACUUUUCACUUAGUCGUGAACUUGCUGGUGCAAAUAAUGCUGGGAAUUCCACUGGAAAUGGUGCACAAGUGGUGGCGAGUUCUGAUUAUCUACUUUGCUGGAGUGGUAGCCGGUUCCCUGGGUACAUCCGUCUCCGAUCCUGCCGUAUAUCUGGCCGGCGCAUCCGGUGGCGUCUACGCUCUCAUAACUGCGCAUGUAGCGACCAUCGUUAUGAACUGGUCACAAAUGGAAUUCGCAGUGCUACAGCUGCUGGUAUUCCUCGUUGUAACAUCGGUCGACGUGGGCCAGGCCAUUUACACGCGCUAUGUUCUUGAAACGACAAAUCAGAUCGGCUACGUUGCUCACCUCGCAGGUGCCAUAGCCGGCCUCCUCGUCGGUAUCAAUAUCCUGCGCAAUCUUGAGGUACAGACGUGGGAAAAGGUUGUCUGGUGGGCCAGCUUCGUCACCUACACUGCACUUAUGGCUGCCGCGAUCCUCUGGAACAUCCUUUAUCCUUCGUACUUUCCGCCGCCGGUGUACAACUAAUUAGAGGCGCGAUGUACUUUCUAUUUUUGUACGAGCCGAGUAGACGCGCGAGCGUGCUGAUUCACACGAUACGCACACUUUAGUACAAAGGAAAAAAUUAAUACCGGGAGAAUUUGCCAGGAGACCUUUGUCAUAUCCUUGAAAGCUUUGUAAUUGCGUCGUUUGCUUUCUUUAAAUAAGUGAUCUUAUUGUUUUUAAGGCUAUUAUUGUCUGUAACUUUUGUUUAUUUUUUUCAAUGAAUUCUACAGUGCGCUAUUUUUUUAACGUAAAUUUUAAAUAUGCGUGAUAUUCAUUUUUAUAUAUAUAUAAAGUUACUUAAACAACAUAUGAUUUUGGAGUUACGAGAGAAACGCACAAAACGUAAGCCCGAGCUUAUUUGUUUUAAUCGUAUUUAUGCAACGAAUUUUCAUUUUUUAAUUUUGAGUGCCAAUCAUUUUUAUUUACGCGAGGCAAACCAUCAAUUUGAAGUGCCUUUAGUAUGAUUUAUUUUGUAAAUACUGUACUCUAUCUAUUAGACUUGAAAUUAUUAACGAGCGUGAUUUCUAAAAAUAAGUACACGCUAGAAGCCGUAAUAGUACAGUUCAUAAAUAUUGCAACAAUACGUAAUAGAAUCAUGACAACUCAAUAUUUGAAGGCCGUGCAGUAUUCAUGGUAAAAAUCUGAAAAUUUUCAAGCUUGUAAUUCACAGCUCAUAACUGACGCUCGUGACUUUCCCUGUGAGUUAACUUAAAAGUAAAUUUUGAUGUGUGAAUGCAGAUAUAGUAUUAUCUAUAUUUCAUAAUAAAUUGCGUGGUGCACAUGACCAAAAAAAUUUUCAGCUAUGUACAUGAUAUAGUAUUACAUACUUAAAAGCUCAAAACAAGAGAAUUAAAGAUAAGCUUAGCUCUUAAGUUUUUAUAUAAGAAAUAUAUGUUCCACAUUGUAUUAUUGCAUUUUGAGAAUACUGUCAAGUUCAGUGCAGUGCCUUUUACUGUACUAGCGACUACAAAAUUAAAUACUUUUUUAAGAAUAAGAAAAAGUAUUUAUAUUUUUUUGUAUAUUUUGUACAAUUAUUUAUAAAACGUGAGCGAAUAAACACAAAAGCCAAGUUAUUUUUAUAA
Messenger RNA from Nasonia vitripennis (jewel wasp), 3036 nucleotides. RefSeq names its product rhomboid-related protein 3 (gene rho-4). The record is from RefSeq and is a predicted model, not a curated record. Gene Ontology annotation, molecular function: serine-type endopeptidase activity; calcium ion binding. Bases 749 to 1936 code for a protein of 395 amino acids. Gene Ontology annotation, cellular component: membrane. NCBI's taxonomy places the organism in Eukaryota, Metazoa, Arthropoda, Insecta, Hymenoptera, Pteromalidae. The transcript is spliced from 5 exons.